AGAGCGGCAGUGCUCGGAAGCAUCAUGUCGAAGGUCACCUUUAAAGUGACGCUCACCUCGGAUCCGCGGCUGCCCUACAAAGUGUUAAGUGUGCCUGAAAGUACCCCCUUCACAGCUGUCUUGAAGUUUGCUGCAGAAGAAUUCAAAGUUCCUGCAGCAACAAGUGCCAUUAUAACAAAUGAUGGUAUAGGAAUAAACCCUGCACAAACAGCAGGAAAUGUGUUUCUAAAGCACGGUUCGGAUCUACGGAUUAUUCCCAGGGAUCGAGUUGGCAGUUCUUAACAGUUCCUGAAGGCUUUGGAAUAAGUGAUAAAUGCCAUCUAAAAAAAGGUCUAUUUAUUUUGAACUCCAAGGUGCAACUAAUGAAUUGACCUUUUUUAAAGCUAGCAAAAAUGACUUCCCAGGUUUCAAUUUGACGUUAAAUCAUGGACUGAUUCUUCCCUGACUAGUAGAAGGGUGGACUGAUUACACAUUAUGUUCCUGAAAGAGCAUAGGACAAGAGUAAAUACGUAGCCACAAUCCAUAAAUCUUUAAAUAACUGGAUACUGUUGAGCCUAUUUCAUGGAAGGGGGAACUGUGUUACGAUUUUGCUACAAACAAUUUGUUCCUACUAUGUGCUAAAACUUUUUUUUUUACUUUUUUUUCCUAAACUUAAUUCUGUGUUAGAGGAGCAGUUUUCACAUGGUUCAAGUGUUAAGCUCAAAGAGAAGGGAAAUACGAGGAGUUUAUUACUCAAAUAAAUAAGUAACUGCCACAUGUUCCCAAGUAAUUGUACGAUUUGCUGCAAAUAUUCCAGGUAAAGGAGAAAACAGAGGUUUCUGUCUGUAAAACUUUGAGGUAUUGUGAAGUUAAAUUCAGAGAACUUGAGAGUUAAUUUUCUCAUAUGAAAUACCACCAUCUGAGAAGGAUGCAGCAUAAUUUGGGAGUGUGUAGGAGGUGGUCAAGUGUGUCAUUCCUUUUUCAGUAAAUUAAUACUAGUUCUUUCUAAAACUCUUGUUUUGUAACUGCAUGUUACAUGGGAAACAGCGUAGAGUUCACUGAAAUGUUUGUGUUCAGAUUAUACUUCUUGUUUAUAAAUUGCCAGGGUAAACUGUUAGUUGUGUAUUUCAAUUAGAGAAAUUGCUGCCUUUUUUUUUUUGUGAUUGAAUGUAUUUGGCAAAAUCUUCCCCUAUUGCUUUGUUUUUCUGUCCUGCUAAGUUUUAACAGAAAGAACAAUGGGCAGUCCAGUGCUUGUUUAAAUGAAUAUUGUCACAAUACUGUCAAACUGUCCUGUACAAUAAUCAAUCUGUAGAAAGAUGUUCAGAUAAUGUCAGACCGUGCAGAAGUACAAAAUGCCCUUCUCAUUGUGUGCAAAUUGAGUAUAUAGACAAACACUCUUCUGAAAGUGAUAUUUAACUACAAACAUUUUCCAGCUCUAAGAUAAAUUGUAAAAUUCUGGAUUUUCCUUUAUUUUAAUAA
Indicator indicator is the source of this 1458-nucleotide messenger RNA. It is a transcript of the gene UFM1, whose product is annotated as ubiquitin fold modifier 1. Gene Ontology annotation, biological process: protein K69-linked ufmylation. Lineage: Eukaryota; Metazoa; Chordata; Aves; Piciformes; Indicatoridae. The transcript is spliced from 6 exons. Bases 25 to 282 code for a protein of 85 amino acids. Gene Ontology annotation, cellular component: cytoplasm; nucleus. The record is from RefSeq and is a predicted model, not a curated record.